CACAUACAAACACACGCAAACACAUUCCGAGACAAAAAAAAAAUAAUUGUUUGCAAUUGCUCUCCUUUGAUUUCUUGAAAGACGCCAAGAAUAACAAUGAAUACAUUCAAGAUAUCCUAUUUCGUUGUGGUGAUCCUAAUGGUCUUAGCCAUUGGUAUAACACUUAGCGAACCGCUAAGGGUUGAGGCGAACCACCGAGACAGAUAUGGUAGGUUGAUUGCCUCUACACGAGGGGAAAAAGGUGGGAACCGUACAAGCGCAAUGACAUGUGACAAAAGCCCCAAAGUGUGUCGUCUCAAAGGAAGUUCAGGCCGUGCUUGUUGUCGUAAGAGGUGUGUGGACAUGAGGACCAACAAAUUGAACUGCGGAAGAUGUGGGAAAAGCUGUCAGUACUCUGAGAUUUGUUGCAACGGAUAUUGUGUAAACCCAAUGUUUGAUAGGAGACAUUGUGGGGGUUGCUUUAAGAAGUGCAACAAAGGGAGAUCUUGUGCCUACGGGAUGUGCAGCUAUGCUUAAAGAAACAAUGGGAGUAUUACUGAGAAAAAAGGGUUUAAUUUGUUGGUUUAAAUUGGGUUACAUUCAUAUUACAAUCUGAAAAAAAAAUAUCUAGCUCAAAUAAAGGUGGUCAAAUUAUUAUUUAAAUCCGUAAGGGUAUUGUAAAAGUUUGUCAUCAUAUUUGUUAGUUUUUAUGUUCACGUGUCAUGUAAUAAAAUAACCCAAUGUACUAAUCUUCAAUAUAUAACGUUUACAUGAG
Messenger RNA from Eruca vesicaria subsp. sativa (arugula), 754 nucleotides. NCBI's taxonomy places the organism in Eukaryota, Viridiplantae, Streptophyta, Magnoliopsida, Brassicales, Brassicaceae. The record is from the annotation of a GenBank genome assembly.